AGGCUGGUGGUGGUGGUGGCAAGAAGGGUGGUAAGAAGAAGGGUUCUUCUUUCCAGACUGUUUCUGCCCUUUUCCGAGAGAACUUAAACAAGCUGAUGACCAACUUACGGAGCACUCACCCCCAUUUUGUCCGUUGCAUCAUCCCCAAUGAAACAAAAACACCUGGUGCCAUGGAGCAUGAACUGGUGCUGCACCAGCUGCGGUGUAACGGUGUGCUGGAAGGGAUCCGAAUCUGCAGGAAAGGAUUCCCCAGCAGAGUGCUCUAUGCUGACUUUAAGCAGAGGUACAAGGUGCUCAAUGCAAGUGCUAUCCCAGAGGGACAGUUCAUUGACAGCAAGAAGGCUUCUGAGAAGCUCCUUGGCUCCAUUGAUGUGGACCACACCCAGUACAAAUUUGGUCACACCAAGGUGUUCUUCAAAGCUGGGCUGCUGGGGCUCCUGGAGGAGAUGAGAGAUGAGAAGCUGGCACAGCUCAUCACUCGCACACAGGCCAGGUGCAGGGGCUUCCUCAUGAGAGUGGAGUACCAGAGAAUGGUGGAGAGGAGGGAGUCCAUCUUCUGUAUCCAGUACAAUGUUCGUGCAUUCAUGAACGUCAAGCACUGGCCCUGGAUGAAGCUGUUCUUCAAGAUCAAGCCUUUGCUGAAGAGCGCAGAAUCAGAGAAGGAGAUGGCCAAUAUGAAGGAAGAGUUUGAGAAAACCAAGGAAGAGCUUGCAAAGUCUGAGGCAAAGAGGAAGGAGAUGGAGGAGAAAAUG
Molecule: messenger RNA, 752 nt
Organism: Tinamus guttatus (white-throated tinamou)
Lineage: Eukaryota; Metazoa; Chordata; Aves; Tinamiformes; Tinamidae
Source: RefSeq, a predicted model, not a curated record